Schizophyllum commune H4-8 is the source of this 1470-nucleotide messenger RNA. RefSeq names its product MFS general substrate transporter. Bases 1 to 1470 code for a protein of 489 amino acids. The transcript is spliced from 7 exons. Lineage: Eukaryota; Fungi; Basidiomycota; Agaricomycetes; Agaricales; Schizophyllaceae. The record is from RefSeq and is a predicted model, not a curated record.
AUGGCAGCCGAGAAGAACGUCGAAGCGCAGGCGACCUUCCUGGAGCCGCCGAAGUGGCAUCGCGUCGGGCCCAUCUCCCUCCCGCCCUUCCGGUCGACGUUGGCGCAGACAUGUCUCAUUGGGUUCAUCUGUUUCCUCGUCGUUGGCAUGUUCAAUGUCCUCGGCUCCAUCGGUGGCGCGGGCCAACUCGAUGCUACCACGGCUGAUAACUCGAAUACCGUCCUCUACGCACUCUUCGCUGCCAUUGCUCUCAUUUCCGGCCCGGUCUGCAACUACCUAGGUCCAAAGGUGACGCUCGCAUUUGGUGGUGUUGGCUACGCACUGUACGCGGCGUCCUUCUGGUGCUUCAACCACACCGCGAACGAUGGCUUCGUUAUGUUUGGUGGUGCAGCGUGCGGUGUUGCUGCUGGCUUGUUCUGGACUGCCGAGGGGACCAUACUCAUGUCGUACCCCCUCGAACACCAGAAAGGUCGGUAUAUCGCGAUCUUCUGGGCUAUCUGGUCGAUGGGUGCUGUCAUUGGUUCCAUCAUCCCCACCGUUGACAACUGGAACCAAACCGAGAGCGGCAGCGUCAAGGAUGGUACCUACGUCGCGCUCUUCAUCCUCAUGAUGUGCGGCUCUAUCUUCGCGCUUUUCCUCGUCCGCCCCAGCAAGGUCGUGCGCGACGACGGCAGCAAGGUCUUCCUCCACACCUCAACGUCCAUCAUUCAAGAGAUGAAGAACUUGCCGACGGCGCUUCGUCGCGAGCCGUACAUCAUGCUGUUCUUCCCCUACGCGUUCUGUGGUUUGUGGUACAUCCCAUACCAGAGCAACGACUACAACUCGUACUUCUUCAACGUGCGGAGCAGGGGCUUCAACAGCAUCUGGUAUAAUCUUGCGACCCUCGUCGGUGCUGUCGUCCCCGGUCUCCUCCUCGACCUGAAGCGCUUCAACCGCCGCACGCGCGCGAUCGCUGGCUGGGUCUUCAUGUUCGUCAUGCUCAACGCCAUCCUCAUUGCCGGCGUCUUCCCCUUCCGCGAGUCCCACCGCGGCGUCCCCUACGACGUCAUGGACUCCCUCGACUCCCGCAGCCGCGCCUACGUCUGCCUCUACUUCUUCUAUGGCUUCCUUGACGGCGCGUGGCAGUGCUACGCCUACUGGAUCAUGGGCUGCCUCUCCAACGACCCGCUCGUGCUCUCCAUGUACGCCGCUUUCUACAAGGUGUUCGGCGCGGCGGGGGCGGCUAUCGUGUUCUCGCUCGACGCGAACAAGAAGCCAUAUGUGGACAUGUUCGGCUCGUACUGGGGCCUCACGGCGGGCGCGCUCGUAUGCUUGCUCCCGCUGGUGCUGAUGCGGGUGACGAACCACACGGAGAAGAUUGAUGAUAUCGACUACGCGGGGGCGGCGGGUGAGCUGCCUGGUGCGGGUGUUGGAGAGAUUGUUGCUUUGUCGGAGUUCGAGAAGAAGGAUCCCAAUGUCUUGCGGGAAUGA